ACACGCACCUGUAACACUCCUGUUUAUAAACACUGCAACGUACCUGUGCGCACGCACCUGUGUACACGCACCUGUAACACCCCUGUUCAUAAACACUGCAACACACCUGUGCACGCACACUUGUGUACACGCACCUGUAACACCCCUGUUCAUAAACACUGCAACACACCUGUGGGCGCACACUUGUGUACACGCACCUGUAACACCCCUGUUCAUAAACACUGCAACACACCUGUGCGCACGCACCUGUGUGCGAAUGCAAACACCUGCACCACACACCACAUGCAAGCACACCUGCGUCUCGUUAAGGCGACCACUGCCCGCGGACCCGCGAUCUCAUCCCAUUAUUGAUCCCGCUAACCCCCGAAUCACCUCCUCCCCAUGCUCCCUAACAUUCCAGGAAGAACCCUUGGAGCCUCCAGGAUGGAUGUAGAGAUGAAGGGGUCAGACUCGGCCCAGGAGAUGCAGGGCUCCGUGCUCAGCUUCCACGACAUCGGCUACGGCGUCACCUUGUCGAGUGGCCCGCCCUGGCGUCGCUCGUCCCAACGCAAGGACAUCCUGGUGAACGUGAGUGGCCUCAUGAGGCCAGGAAUGAAUGCCAUCUUGGGACCGACCGGCAGUGGAAAAUCUUCGCUGCUCGAUGUGCUGGCCGAUCGGAAAGACCCCUCGGGGCUCACGGGCGAGGUGCUGCUCAACGGUGACCCCCUGCCCCCCGACUUCAAGUUCAUAUCGGGAUACGUGGUGCAGGACGAUGUGGUUAUGGGCAGCCUCACCGUGAGAGAGAAUUUCCAAUUCUCGGCCGCGCUGCGUCUCCCGACAUCUGUGAGCCACACGGAGAAGGAGCAGCGCGUGGAGCGAAUCAUCUCGGAGUUGGGACUCACCAAGGUGGCCGACUCCAAGGUGGGCACGGAGCUGGUGCGGGGCGUGUCGGGCGGGGAGCGCAAGCGAACGAACAUCGGCAUGGAGCUCAUCACGGAUCCCUCGGUGCUCUUCCUGGAUGAGCCAACCACGGGGCUCGACUCCAGCACCGCCAGCGCCGUUCUGCUGCUGCUGCGCCGGCUCUCCCGCCGCGGCCGCACCAUCAUCUUCUCCAUCCACCAGCCGCGCUACUCCAUCUUCCGCCUGUUUGACAGCCUCACGCUGCUCGUGAGCGGCCACACGGUGUACCACGGCCCCUCGUCGCAGGCCAUUAUUUACUUCAAGUCCAUCGGCUACGAGUGUGAGCCGUUCAACAACCCGGCCGACUUCUUCCUGGACGUUCUCAACGGAGACUCCACGGCAGUGAUGGCAACCGCAGACACGGCCGUCGAGACCGGUCGGUCACAUCGCCCACAUCGCCAUAUCUCCACAUCACCCACGUCGAGCGACAUCGUCGUAACCGCUCACCCAGGAGACGCGGAGGCGGGCGCCGGCUCCGUGUGCCAGCGCCUCGCCGAGAGCUACGCGGCGUCGUUCUUCUGCCGGGACGCGGAGUCCGCCCUGCGCGCCAUCGAGCUCCGGGGCUCGGAGUCGCACGGCGGAGACGGAGACGGCAAGAAGAGGAAGGGGAGGGUGGGGCGAGCCCUGGCGAGGGACAAGUGUGCCACCUCGUUCCUGCACCAGUUCGCGUGGCUCAGCAAGCGCAACGUGAAGAACCUCAUCGGAAACCCGCAGGCCUCGCUGGCGCAGGUCGUGGUGACGUUGGUGCUGGGGCUCGUGGUGGGAGCGCUCUUCUUCGACGUGAAGCAGGACAACGCGGGCAUCCAGAACCGGAUGGGCUCGCUGUUCUUCAUGAUCACGAACCAGAUGUUCGGGAGUCUCUCGGCCAUCGAGCUGUUCGUCCGAGAGCACAAGAUCUUCAUCCACGAGUACGUGAGCGGGUACUACCACGUGUCCGCGUACUUCUUCUCCAAGAUUCUCUCCGACCUCAUCCCCAUGCGCACGAUCCCCGGCAUCAUCUUCUCCUGCGUCACCUUCUGGAUGAUCGGGCUCCAGGCGCGAGUGGACAAGUUCUUCAUCCACAUGCUCACGGUGGUGAUGACCGCAUACGGCGCCGUGAGCCUGGCCCUCGCCGUGAGCGCUGGCACCAGCGUUGUCGCCGUUGCCAACGUCUUCAUCACCGUCUGCUUCAUCUUCAUGAUUCUUUUCUCCGGGUUCCUGGUGAACCUGCCCAGCGUCAUGGCGUGGCUGAGCUGGCUGCAGUAUCUGAGCAUCCCUGGCUACGGAUUCACGGGCCUCCUCAUUAACGAGUUCACGGGACUCGAGUUCCUGUGCCGGGGCGGAGAGAACGCCACGGAGCCCGAGCAAUGCCCACCAAACUCCAGCGUCCCGCUCGGCCCCGUGUGCACGGGGGCGGAGCAACUGUGCCGCCUGGGCAUCACGACGGACUCGUGGAGCCUCUGGAAGAACCACGUGGCGCUGGGCAGCAUGACCCUCAUCCUGCUCACCAUCGCCUACCUCCGCCUGCGCUUUGUGCGCAAGUACACGUGAUCGCCCGCUCACCCGCCCGCUCACCCGUGCACUCACCAACCCGCUCACCCGUCUACUCACCCAUCUACUCACCGACCCGCUCACCCGUCUACUCACCCGUCUACUCACCCAUCUACUCACCGACCCGCUCACCCGUCUACUCACCCAUCUACUCACCGACCCGCUC
Messenger RNA from Petromyzon marinus (sea lamprey), 2635 nucleotides. The record is from RefSeq and is a predicted model, not a curated record. Lineage: Eukaryota; Metazoa; Chordata; Hyperoartia; Petromyzontiformes; Petromyzontidae.